Necator americanus (New World hookworm) is the source of this 4023-nucleotide messenger RNA. RefSeq lists its product as uncharacterized. NCBI's taxonomy places the organism in Eukaryota, Metazoa, Nematoda, Chromadorea, Rhabditida, Ancylostomatidae. Gene Ontology annotation, molecular function: GTPase activity; GTP binding; UDP-glycosyltransferase activity. The transcript has 34 exons. Gene Ontology annotation, cellular component: mitochondrial outer membrane. Gene Ontology annotation, biological process: mitochondrial fusion; mitochondrion localization. Bases 1 to 4023 code for a protein of 1340 amino acids. The record is from RefSeq and is a predicted model, not a curated record.
AUGGCUGAGGUGACAGAGCCAGCUAUCAAUCACUUACUGAUGUCGAUCCCCAGCCUCGUUUCUAUCAUAUUUUUAUUUCAUUAUCGUGUACUUGCUUCGAAUAUUCUUGUAUGGAGUCCACGAAUCGGUCUCAGUCACGUCAAUUUCUUGGGAAACAUUGCUGAUAUACUCACCACAGACGGGCACAAUGUGACAAUAUAUGCAUCCAAGCUUGAUCCUCAUAUUACGACAUUUGGCAAUCGUCUAUCAGCGCACACAAUUCUUUUUGAAGCAGAAGGAGUCGCCACUAAAUGGCUUGAUUUGGAUAUGAAAGGUCCCUCGAUAUGGGACUCUCCUCCAUGUGAUGGAAUGUGCAUGAAAUGGAGCGACUUUGAUCAAGUCAUAGAGCAUACAUACAAAACAUGCAUUGCUCUUCUGAAAGACCAGAGAUUGUUGGACAGUCUUCGAAACUCGAAAUUUGAACUCGUCUUCAGUGAAACUUUCGAUGCGUGUGCUCCAGGAAUUUGGGAGAUGAUUGGCAUAAAAAAUGUUGUUUUGGUAUCGGCUCUUGGGAUGAUGCCUCGUUUGUACGAAAUAACCGGAAUGUCUACAAUUCCUAGUUUCAUGCCAGCCGUACUCACACCGUAUUCGGAUAAGAUGACUUUCAUGGAGAGGAUGGUCAAUUUCAAUCUCGAAAUCUUCUUUCUGUAUUAUAAAUACACAUUAGACUAUAGGUUUUGGAAAUUAUUCAACGACAAACAUGCAGGAUUUCCCAGCUUUGAUCACAUAUAUUACGAAAAAACAGCGCUAAUAAUGACAAACGCAAAUGAAUUCGCCGAGACUGCUCGUCCUACAACGAACAUGAUACAGUACAUUGGUGGUUCCAAUCUGCAUGAUCCUAAACCGUUGCCAAGAGAUCUAAGCAAUUUACUUGACAAAAAUCCCACAAAUGUUCUUCUUUCAAUGGGCUCAUUAAUACAAUCGAAGGACAUGCCUGCAUGGUUGAAAAAUGACAUUAUUCAAGCCUUUGCUUCUUAUCCUAAUAUAACCUUCAUCUGGAAGUACGAAAGUGAUGACUACAGGGACGUCUUCGAGGCUCACCCGAAUAUACAACCUAUGAAGUGGAUUCCACAGAUAGAUCUUUUAGCUGAUUCGCGUCUCUCACUCUUCAUCACGCAUGGCGGCAUGAAUUCAAUGCUGGAGGCGAUGCACCAUGGAAAGCCAAUGAUUGUCGUUCCGUUGUUCGCAGAUCAGCAGAUGAAUGCAAAAACUGUAGAAAGAAGGGGUCUGGGUAUAGUACUAGCAAGGCAUCACCUUAACAGGGAGACGUUGACAGAAGCGAUCAAGCAGACACUGGAAAACAAAGUGAUUGCUCGUAAGUCAGCACUUGUCGCUUCGAUACUUACUGGAAGACCAAAACAAUAUCGCCAGGAUAUUGCGAGAUGGGCAAAAAUUAUCAUAAAACAUGGUCAAAUGGAUCAUCUACCACUGUAUUCGAGGAACAUGAAUUGGAUCCAGAAGAUUACGUCCAUAUAUGCAAUGACAAACUGCUUUGCCGGGAACUACAUCCUCAUCUUCAAGAUCUUUUCUGCAAUAUGGUGUAACCACAAAUGUAGUGCUUUGCGCCAGUUUUCCUCUCAAAGGGUUAUUUUAGUUUGUUUCUCCCUCGCAGGAUCACUGAUCAUUGCAUUCUAUGGAAUUAAAAUGUAUGGAGUAACGCAUGCUGGUGCUGGUGAUAGUGCACGCCUCAAUUUAAGUUUAAAAACCGGCCGUAGAAUGAACGGCGAGGCUGAGCCGCUGCUUCGUUUCGCUGAGGCUAAAAAGGUGCUCGGCGAGAUCUAUACCGAUUUAGGAAAACAUGUCGACGAAUUGGACGACGUUUACAGAGGUAUCGCCAUCCACUCUGGAGGAGAUACUGGAGAUUCCAAUGAAUCUAUUGUACCUGCUGAGCAAGCCGCUGAAAUAGAACUAUUUCGAGAAUCGAUACAGACUAUUAUGGAAACUUUUAGACGGGAUAACAUGAAAGUUGUCUUUUUUGGAAGGACAAGCAAUGGAAAAAGCACUACCAUUAAUGCCAUGCUUCAUGCGAAAAUUCUUCCACAAGGAAUGGGACAUACCACAUGCUGUUUCUUGCAGGUGCAAGGAUGUAACGAGGACGUUGGAUAUCUCUUGCUUGAGGAUAAUUCUACUCGUAUCUCCAUCGAUCAACUAAGCAAAAUUGGUCAUGCGCUAAGCAGCGACAAUUCUGGACUACCUGCUAUGGGACAGGAUUCGUUGUUGCGCGUGUUUUAUCCCAAAGGAAGAGGUGACGGUGAGAAUCGGUUGCUCCAGAACGACGUAGUGAUCCUAGAUAGCCCUGGUGUCGAUUUAUCCCCUGAAUUCGAUAGCUGGAUCGAUAAGCACUGCUUAGAUGCCGAUGUGUUCGUGCUUGUAUUGAACGCGGAGUCCACCCUCACUCAAGCGGAGAAGAGCUUUUUUCAUCGCGUUGCGAAGAAACUCAGCAAGCCGAACGUGUUCAUUCUCAAUAACCGCUGGGAUGCGAGUGCAUCAGAAUCUGAACAUGUGGAAGAUGUUAGGCAGCAACACUUGACUCGUUUCCGCCAAUUUUUAGUGAAUGAACUAGAAGUGGCGACAGAUCGCGAUGUGAAGGAUAGGAUUUUCUUCGUGUCUUCGCGAGAAGUGCUCGAUUCCCGCCUGAAAGCUAGGGGUCUCAUAAAAACCCCAUAUCAGAUGGAAGGACACCAAGUGAGAGCUAUGGAGUUUGAGAUGUUCGAGAGGCAAUUUGAGCAGUGCAUCUCUAGAGCAGCGAUUCGAACGAAAUUUGAAGCUCAUAAUCGCCGAGCGAACGAGAUAAUAGCGCGGAUGCGCGCGAAUGUGGACGUAGUUCAUGCGGCAGCUUCCAAGGCGAAACAGAUUCUUGAACAGAGUCUCCAGCACAGCACACAAGUGUUCAACGAUUGUCGUAUGAAUUUUGCACAAUUCGAACGUGCAUAUCGUGAGCAGACGGAACGACUGAGAGCCGAAGUUCACUUGAAGGUAUCUGCUGACUUCAGUGAGGAGAUAAUGAGGCUUGAGGCGAUCAUUGAUCGUUUCAACAUGCCAUUUUUGGAUACGUCGCAAGGAAUCAUUGAAUACAAAAAGGCCUUAGCUGAAUUCACUGAUAAAUGUGUUAGCUCUGACCUUGAAGCAAGAUGUACUGGAGGCUUAAUGUCAAGAAUAUGGAAUCUCGAGAACGAUAUGUUCCAAUAUGUGACAAAAAUCCUCGCUGAGCCAUACCAGCACAAACUGGAAGAAGUUUGGAAGUACAGAGCCCCGUUCAAAUUCAGUAUCUGCGUGGAUGCACCUGCCUUGACCAAAGACUUCCAUGAGGACCUUGAAUUCCGUUUUACGUUUGGUUUAUCUGCAAUCAUCCGUCGUAUAAUUGCGUAUCGGUCUGGCCAACCUGUCACUGCCAUCCAAACUAAUUUAUUGACUCCUAUGGCAUUAAGAAACGCGGGACGAAGUAAUGCGGAUCUUCAUAAUGAAGCUAUGCAAAAAGCUGUUGAGGAAAAUGCAAUGAUGACACAAAUGGUGCUAACAUCAGCGAGUUACCUUGCGAAUGGCAGCAUCGGGUUACUUGUUGUUGGUGGCAUCGUAUACAGAGCAGUCGGAUGGAGGGUGAUCGCUGUUACUGCUGCGGCAUAUGGUGGACUGUAUAUUUGGGAGCGUAUGCGAUGGAAUUCUCAUGCAAAAGAACAGCAUUUGAAAGAACAAUUCCGUUCACAUCUGGCCGCCCGUAUGCAGCAAGUUGGAGCAGCCCAUACCACUCACUGUGAAACACAGGCAAUGCGCGAAAUGGAUCAAGUCUUUGAUGGUCUUCGCGCGACCGUCGCUGGUGUUCACAGGGAAAUGAAGGAGGAAUUGGAUAAGAGUAAAAAGGAAAUCGAGAAUGUCGAUGGUACAUUAAAGAGCCUUGUAACGAUAAAAGGGAAAACUGCGUUUUUGUUGCGAAGUUUGGAGCAGUUUGCGACGAGUUUCCUACGUACUGACAGCCCAUCACCAUAG